This is a messenger RNA of Stylophora pistillata, 1495 nucleotides long. RefSeq lists its product as uncharacterized. The record is from RefSeq and is a predicted model, not a curated record. NCBI's taxonomy places the organism in Eukaryota, Metazoa, Cnidaria, Anthozoa, Scleractinia, Pocilloporidae.
ACGCUCAUCAUACUAUUAGGCGACUGAAGCUCACCAUCAGAAGCUCCAAACAUCUGGCCACCUUGUUCGUGAAUCGAGCUUGGAAAUGUGGUGUGACGGCGUUCCAUUGCAAUUCGAAGCUCAGGAGGAUUUUAAACAAUUUACUUACUCGCCAUUGUGUUCGUAUUCUUCGGAUUACCAUCGGAACAAAGAAGUCAAGAAUUAUCUGUUGAACGUCGCCGUUAGCGGCACUGCGACUGUUCUGAAGGGUCUCGCCGCUGCUUCGAUAAGAUAUCAGCAAAGAGAAGAGACAACCAAUGAGAGAGAAAUUAUUUCUCUUUCUUCUUCAGUUUAUGCACGAAAAGGCUUCCUCGUCUGUGGAAAGGAAGGACUAGUUUAUCAUGCCAAGGGUAUGAAAUUUAAGAUGGAGGGACUAGAAGUCGGCUUGGAGGAAAUUUUAAUCGUGACAACGGAAGUGGAAAGAGAGCAAUCAAGAACAGAGAACAAGUUGGAGAUUGAAGCCAGAGUACUGUUCUUCACGAUUUCAAAAAAGAUGGAAAGUAUUAAAAAAAGUUCGAGCCAAACUGGCUUUGUUGUGAUCCACCAUUACUCGUCCAAAACAGGAGAAUGGAAAAUUACUGAGUUUAACGGCAGCCAGUAUGACGAGGCUUUGACUGAAGUGCACAAGAUCGAAACACACAUGUCCACUAUCCCGUGUGAGGUAAACAAAACACCCAACAACCAGCUCUCGCGCAUGCGUGUUAUAGCCGAACCAUCCGCUCAUGAAAACGAGAACAUUGGCCUUCUUAUUGACCUUCAGAAUGUAAUUAAAUUUUUUCAGUUAGAAAUAGCCGAAUCCGAAGCUCUGCAAACGAGUGAAAAAACUGAAAAGCUGAAAAGCGCACUGGCAGACUUGCAAAGUAUGACUGUCAAAGAUUGCUCUUGGGAGGCAGUUGAUAACAUCAAAAAGAAGAUAAAGUAACUUUCUUAGAGAAACAACACGGAGAUCAUCUUAUAUUUUUUAAAGGACUACCAUCCUUAUUCGCCUGGCUUCUCUCUCUCGCGCGCUACUUCAAUCCUCUCGCAACCACUAAUAUUUCAGCACUGGAGUAAUGUUAGUUAUAUUUUGGAUAACUUAUGUAAUGGAGUGGCAGAUAAACCAUCAACCAAACCACAAGCAUUUUAGAGUCAUCUGAUAUGCGAUUCCCUUUGAUCGGACAGUUUGAACGAGGCAUUCACCAAACUGAGAGCGUCAUUUACCUCAUGCCCUUUUGAUUGCAUUAAUUAUUCCUUUCUGAAUUUCUUGAUUGGGGUGCAGCAAGUUUAAGGAAGGAUAUCUUGCUGGCCAGCAAGUUAUUUGAACAAACUCAGUUUUGCACUCAGUAGAUAGGGAGAGUUGUUUGCUCGAUAUUGUUUAUUUUUCAUUCAUUAUUAACUGUAUAUGUACAAAACUAGAUAAAAUACGUCAGUGAAGGAAAUUCCUUAGUAAUUUCGCUGGCUGUGUUUAAGACAAAAA